Molecule: messenger RNA, 1386 nt
Organism: Pecten maximus
Lineage: Eukaryota; Metazoa; Mollusca; Bivalvia; Pectinida; Pectinidae
Exons: 4
Coding region: 229-1323 (364 amino acids)
Source: RefSeq, a predicted model, not a curated record
AGGAGAAAAGACAGGGGGCCAACAUCAGCUGAUAGGAUCUGCAGCUGUCAUUUCAAGGAUACAAAGAAGGAAAAUGGUCCAACACUUUUCCCAUGGAAUCAAGGACGGUACUUUGACUUCAAGGAUCCAAAUGAACUUUCAAGGAAAUCCAAAAAGUCUGUCGUACCCCUGGAAAAUGUACUUGUACAUGAAAGUUCAAUAUCUCAGGAGGAGAAAACUUCAGAGGGUAUGAGGGUUGAGGAUGGAGUUUCCACAGAUCUAGAGGCAUUUGGAAAGACUUUCAACCAGGACCAUGAAUAUGUGCGUCCAUUAAAAUCAAUGUUAGAAGAAAUCAAGGAUCUGGAAAAGCAAGUGGCUGAUCUGACAACAGAAAUAUCUGUCUUAAAAGCUAACACAGUCAAGAAACAGCCCUUUUCAGUUGCUAAGGUCAUCCAUGAUGAAAAAAAGAUGCUGAUGUACACAUCCCUGAAAGCAGACAUGUUUGCUGUCAUCGACACAACUCUUCAGCGGUUUCCACUUACAUAUGUAGAUGGAUGGACUCCUGGCACUUUUUCUAGGACAGACCAGCUGUUUAUGACACUGAUGAAAUUAAAGCUGAACCUCCCACUUCUUGACAUUGCUGAGAGAUUCUGCACCAGCAAGACAACUGUACAUAACAUUUUGAUAACUCACAUAUUUGCUAUGCAUGAAGUUUUCUUUGAGGGCAUGAUUGAGAACAAAAUUCCUUCUCUCCUCAAGUGCAAGUCAUCCAUGCCCUCCAGUUUUGGGGAUUUUAAUUGUUGUCGUCUUGUCAUUGAUGCCACAGAAGUGACACAGGAUGUCCCUGGACAGGACAUGUUUGCUCAGUCCCAUACCUACAGUUCAUACAAGAACAGACACACUGUGAAGUCUGUUACUGGUGUUGCCCCUAAUGGUGCUGUAGUGUAUGUUAGCAAACUGUACCCAGGAAGCACCUCUGAUGUUGCUAUAGUUGAUCAUAGUAAAAUGUUAUCCCAGUUGAAACCAGGUGACAUGAUCUUAGCAGACAAAGGAUUUACUAUUCACCCUCUCCUUCCUUCAGGAGUGCACCUUAACAUUCCUCCUUUCUUGAAAGACAAGGGUCAGUACACACCAGCAGAGGUGCAGUUGUGCAGAAAAAUUGCCAGGUCUCGCAUUCAUGUAGAGAGAGUAAAUGAAAGAAUUAAGAAUUUUGAAAUAUUAUCUCAUAUUCCACAGCAGUUUAGACAUAUUAGCACCAAAAUUUUCCAAGUAUGUUCAAUUCUAGUCAAUUUCCAAGAUCCAAUGAUUGCAGAGAUUGCUGACAACUACAGUCAGGACCAGUAAUUCUUUAUUUACUGAACAUGCACAACAACAAAACAAUCUGUUUACAAUUCUUAAUUAUGAAUU